CACACCUCGAUUAAAUCGACAGCCCGUACAAGCGCGUGGCGUCGCUGAAGAAGCGAACGGCGCCGCGGCGUCAGCGCGAGCACGCACACAAGUGGCGAGGUGCUCACUUGGCGGCUCAAGCUGCUACCGCGAGUGCGGAGCAACUGCCCUCGCACGCCCCCCUGGAAAAAGAACAAGACUCUCUCUCCCCUCAAGCACUUUCUCCCAUCGCCGUCACCUCCUCUACGUCGGGGCAGCGCACCUUUUCUUCUGGGCUCGCACAGCUGGGCUGGCAGCGACUCAGAACUGCCGCCGCACACGCCGGGAGCAGUCAGCGGGUACAGCGCAAAGGGGAGCGGCCGCCGCCGGUGAGGGAGUGAGAGAGAGAGGAUCAGCUAAAAAUAAUGACCGCGUGGGACCGGGUCCGGACCCCCGGUUCGCACCCUCCUCGCGCCACCCGAGGACCAGAGAGGCCCGAACCGACGACGGAGACGGCAUCACCAGCAGCGGCCGCAGCGCCGCACGGGCGCCGGUACCCAUGCGACCACCGAUGACGCUCGGCCCUGAGGAACCGCUGUCCAGGACCUUCCGGAAUGCCUCGUCGCCGGAGGUCCCCGGCUGUGGCACGUGAAGUGAGGUGCGCCCGUGGAUGAUCUGUCGCGUGUCCAUGUUGUCCGCGAUACAGUUAAUGAGACUUGAAGCUUGAAGACGUUGUCGACACCGGUGCUGCCAGAACAGCCUUAGACGUCCCAAUUGGAUUACUCGCUCGUCGCGCCGAUCUUGUAACGCAUGCGCGUUGUGAUACCUCACAGCUUGUGUUUAUUCGAGACACUUUCUCUUGCCCCAUUCCUCAGGAUAUUCGGUGCCCAUUUCGAUGAAGGCCUUCUGCAAGCGUCACGGUGAAAAAUUGUGAAACUGUCGAUAUCUUUCAUCUAAGUGCCAUAGGUCGAUUAUCCUCUCCCGCCCAGCAGAUCCUUUGCUUUUUGCGGCGCUCGCGGCAAUCGCGUUUGGAUUCACCAAUAGACGACUUGAAGCUGUUUUCGGCUGUCGUUGUACUGGAUGCAGGCUUCGCGCCGACGCUUCUCGUCAUCGGGCGUUAAGUUUCGUUUUCAGUGCCUGCUACUUCCAGGCAAUCAGUACGGAGUGAUGUACUACAGUGCUGAUGCAAGAUUCCUGGACUGAUUUCUCAGAAAACCUGUCUCAUCUGUCGGCAUUCGCGUCGAAAGAUUCUCGCCCACGUAAGCCGAAGAACGGCAGGAAGAGCCGAAUACACUUGUGCGAUACAAAUAUGUGUAACAAAACAAAGAAACGCGUUCUGGAAUUAAGCAUGAAGAAGUUAGAACAGGUGUAGUGUUUGCAAAGUACGACGGACGCCAUCGCCGCGGCGGUUCGCCUUCAGCUCCCGGCGACACCGUACUCGCGCAGGACUUGGAUCUUCCGCACGGCUUGAUGUGAUGAUCGAUUAAGCUACCCGCAAACAUUUCGUGCUUUCAGUUAUAGUGUGCUGGUUCCGGGAUUUGCGAUUCUCGCGUGUCGAGUCGUUUAAAGCCUCCGGCGUCCAACGCGAAAGAGGUUCCAAGUUCGUUCUUGAGGUCCGGCAGUUGCAAUAGAUCGUCCAGGAGCGGCUAUCUUGUGACGUCUUCAAAACAAGGGGGGCGUGUGUCCCAUUUCCGUCGAUGUGGCUUUCAAAGCGGCGCUAGAUGAACUAUACCUGCACGCUCUUCGUUAAGAACAAGUAGGUCGACGACCCUUCGUCGGAAGUAGACGGGAUUCACCGCAGCGAAGCCAACGUCAGCAGACUACUGGCAUCGCACGACCUACAAUGAGUUCUGGGUACGGACCAGUGACCAGAGUCGCCCAGACUUCGAUGACGCCUCGGCGCUCCUGCAACAAGCUCCGGUGCGCAGCCUGCAAAGAGAGCAGCUGUUGCUCGGAGCAAAUGUGAGCUGCAGCUGCAGCAGCGUGCAGCUUAUAGCUGAUCGAGCUAUUGCUUGGAGACCGCGUUUCGUGGCCCUGAGUGGGCGAACACAGCUGUGUGAUCGCUGUGUAAGGGAGUUUUUAGAACGUCGCCGAGUGCAGACAGAAACAGAUUUGUACAUACGAGUAGGAAGUCCGACUCCUGCACGAAACAACGCUAGGGCGCACGGACUUUCGUCUUCAACGUGAGAAGCAGCGCCUGACGUCAGAGAGGGGUGUGUGUGUGUGUGUGUGCGUGUCUGUGGUUCGCGCUCGCUCCUGAGAGUGUGUGGUUUCGCGGCGGCGUGUCUUUUAUCUUUGUGCUCACGGUUUAGUGACGUGUCUGCUGACGGCGACGGCGAAUCCUGGUGACGCGAAGAGUGAAAUAUUCGUCGGACGCGAGGAAGAAAGAAUACGGUAAGAAAAGAAGGCGCGACAGACAGACUUGAGAAGCGGACGAGUCGGACCCAGCCUGCCAGUUGCGUGGGCAAUUUGUGUACGGAAGCCAAGUUGUCGGUGGUGUCUAUCAAGCAGCACCUUGUAUGUGUAUACCGAACCCCUGAAGGCCGGGAAGGAUUACGCUAUGUGGCCGUAGUUUCGUCUGCGGCGUCGGCGACCUAGCCGGAUUCCAGUGCGCUUCGCCCUCGUAUCAACUACCUGCAUCAACUACCUGGCCGUUUCGCCGAAUCUGCGUCCCCCUACCGGAAGCAAUCAUGAUUCCCAGAACGGCGGUGACGAUGAGCAAGCGCGAGGUGCUCGCCCUGCUGGUGGUGUUCAUCGUGUACGUGGUCAUCGGAGGCGCCGUCUUCAUGGCCGUCGAGGGUCCACGGGAAGAGGAACUGCGCAGCGAGAUCGCGCAGCUAAGGCACGAGUUCCAUGAGAGGCUGGCGUCGCUGAACCUGAGCGAGCUGAACAGCUCGGACAUCAAGGCGAUCGUGGCGCGGCUGGCGGACGCACGCAGCAAGAAUCUCAUGGACGAGCACGGACAGGACACGCACACCAACUGGAACUUCUACAACUCCUUCUUCUUCGCCAUCACCGUCGUCACGACCAUCGGCUACGGUCACCUGGCCCCGUCGACGGCUUGGGGCCGCGUCUUCUGCGUGCUGUACGCCGUGGUGGGCGUUCCCAUGACGGGCAUCCUGCUGGCGGGAAUCGGGGACCACUUCGCCCGGGGCAUGGUGCGGGGCCUCAAGAGGGCCCGGGGACACCGGGCGCCCCGUCUCGCUCUCGCCGCCAACCUCUGCACAUUCCUGCUGCCCUGGCUGCUCGUGUUCCUGCUCCUUCCGGCCGCCGUGUUUAUGUUCACCGAGGACUGGUCCUACCUGGAGGGACUCUACUACUGCUUCAUCACGCUCGCCACCAUAGGUUUCGGCGACUACGUGGCCGGCAACUUCGACGGGGACUACAUCUGGAUCUACAAGACGGGCGUGGUGCUGUGGAUCAUCUUCGGCCUGGGCUACCUGGCCAUGAUUCUCAACUACAUAUCGCGCGCCAUGCGUUGCAAGCAGAUCCGGCGAGUGGAGGACCGGCUGUCGGCCAGCUUCCACAGCACGCAGCACAAGUUCGGCCAGCGCCUGGACGAGAUACACAGGCUGCUGCAGGAGUUCGCCUCCAAGCAGAAGAGCCACCGCAAGUCCAUCUGGCGGGGCAAGUCCGGCGACAAGCGUCUCACGGACAGCGGCGGCGGAGGCGCCGACGACGACGCCAGCGCCGACAGCCUGUGCGGCGGCUCGGACAAGAACCACAACACGCGCGAGGACCAGAUCCAGAGGCUGCUCACGCUCGUCGAGACGCUCAAGGAGGAGAGCACGCAGAACCUGUGCCGCACGCGACAGCUCAUCGAGACGCACAACCUGCGGCUGCAGCUCGAGGCGCCGUACCACCUGCGCGAGGAACUGCUGCCUCCGCGGGCCGAAGGGGGCCUGCCCAGGGGAGAGGCGGCGCCUUCCAGGAGACACAGCUUGCCCGUGUUGCACACCGACGGGGGACUCCUGGGAAACGGGGCCGGUGGGGCCACGGCCGGUGGCUUCCUCGCCGUCCCCAAGGACUACCUUCGCGUGAAGAAUUCCGGGGGCCACAAGAACCGCAGUCACUUGGAGUUCCCCACAAACUUCUUCGCGCCGCGUGCUUCGAUACCACUCUGCAACGGCCGCCUUUCGCACAGAGACUCGUACGAUGGUGACGUGUAUGACGUCGAAAUAGCCGUAACAAAACCCAUGGUGACCUUCGACCUGGACAGCUUGGACAGCACCACCAUAUGACCGGCCGCCAACUCAGACCUACAUUUUUUUUUCUCACCAUUGAGGGACGCGAACAUUGAAGCGACGAGCGACAGACGCCGCAUCGUCUUGCGGGAACCGUUUCACCGAAGUGGAUCAUAGUGUCUUGACGCAGCAAGAUUACAGUUUUGACCGGCGAACAUCUGUUACACAUCACCCUUCCAUGUCGAUGCCAGCGAAGCCAACAGCAGUAGUAGUUGCCUCACUGAAAGAAAGCAAAAGAUAUCUGUUAGCUUCGCUCGCACGUGUUUCUAGCGUAGGCAGCAUUUUAUCUGCUGCAAAGUUCGAGCACCUUUUAGGUAUGCCACGUCAGCCGCUACCUCUUGGUAUCUGAGAAAGAAAGCAUCAAGCACGAAUAGCCAAGAACGUCAGCUACAUCACUCGUUUGACACCCGUGGUGAACAAUCAAGGACGGCGACGUUCGAAAACUCAAAGUAUCGCCAACUGCGAUCACUGCUUUCGUAAGAAAAAGACAUUGAUAGACACAGAAGUACCUGUACCCACAGUACAUGACAUGGUCUGUAGUAGCGGCGACACGAAGCGCAAGGCAACCGUUUUUUGAAAAUCUCGUAUGUGAAGUUUGAAGUGUUAUGACAUUGGAGCUGUAUCAUUUCUCUGAGAAGUGGAGCGAUGGGGCUUCGCGCAAGCGUGCAGCCCCACGAGUACGCAGCUACACGAGUCUUAGCACCUCGAGCACGCCGUUCCACGUCAGCUAAGCCAGUUGUGCAACGAUGCGUGUGAAACAACUCUGUAAGUUAAUAUAUAUAUAAUAUACGCAAGACCUCAGAUCUCGUCGACUCAGCUUGACCACGACGUCGCUAGAAUAAGACGCUCUAACGAAGAGCAUGGUGGGAAGAUGGGAGUGCAACAAGCUCCAUCUAUUACAGAUAUAUGUGCGUUCUAGGUGUAGAGAAUGCCGGUGAAUGAUGUGGUGGCCAAGGUGGUAUAAGAGUACACACCGACGGAUUGAGAAAUGAUCGAUCUGCCUGUGCGUCAGGAACUCGUAGUUUCGUUCCCCAAGACUUUAUGCAAGCGUAUUUUCAUAUUCUCGCGCCUACGAGGGAAGUUACACGUCAAAUGUGCCGGAUGUACAUACUGUUGACCAGUUCGCCUAAUUACUAAUAAAAUGGACGAGUACAGUGGUCUGCGGAAGUGCGUCGCGUGAAGCUGUGCUGUGAUCCAGAGCAAACGUGUAGCGUGCAGUGACGAGAUCUCCGUGAUGAUCCACCUGGAUGUGCCUAUAUACUGCGGACCUUUCGGUGUAUGUGCUAGAGGCCUUGGUCAGCGCUGACGUAACAGUGAGUCACGCGUAACAACAAACGUAGUACGUGUGCGCGCGGCGGUGCGUCGACGUGUGACGCGAGAACGCAACAAGUGUGUCAGUCCGUGAAGAAGAAUGUGGGAAUUCGGCGACACGAAACGAAACGUCAUUUUUGCGAGAGUGUGGACAACUUCUCUUAGGUUCACUUCCACGUUGGCAGGUGCGCGAAGUGAACUUCUACGUGACAUUUCGUGCGCGCGUGUAAUGUACAUGCUGUGAUGUGUGAAACUAUCUACAAAGUGGAACUGCCAAGUUUGGCUGAGACGCUUAAGAGUAUACACUUCUUGGUUUUCUUUUUUUUUUUUUUUGAGGCUGCGAUGCUGCCUAUGAACAACAUAGAACUUUCAGAGCUUCCCCAGUGCUUCUAAGCGCACGUUUCGCGUAGUUUUUAGUGAACAUGUUUAGCGCAUGUCCCCGCACGUUUGGUUUAACUAAACCGAACAUGCACUUGGGAUGUAUAUAUACACAAACAUUUGAAGAAGUGCUUUAAACUUGUACCGAACACACGAUGACGGGUUAGGAUCACAAACCGAACCUUUCAGGUUUCUUCAGGUAUAGUCUAGAUGCCCCUGUCAUCUCACACAAUGUUUUAGGGAUGUUACAUUUAUCAUAGCGCUGGGGUUGUGGCUUCUUCGACAAAUGCUGCAAAGUAUUUUGCUAUUGAUUUGUUAAAAGGAUGCCUCCAUGUACUCAUAUAUACAAAGGCUUGGGACUGGAGUCGACCGUUUGUCCUCUUUACAGUCACCCGAAGUCUUACAACUACGCCAUUUUGUUGCCACUUUAACAAUAUAUAGUGCGGCCCGGCUGUCACUGUGAAGCCUGUAACGCAAUCGGCCGUGCAGAAAUAUGGAGUGUUUUGUAUAUUCGGAGUGAUAUCGACUGAUCUACUCCUUAGUGACGAUGCCUCGACGCACCAGGCACUUAUAUCGCGGAAAUGUUCACGCGUGAUGAUAGGUUAUGUAAUAGGAAAUUGUUUUUCUAACUAUACACGCACAGUACGAACUCUGGUUAUAACGCAACGCCGGUCUCGCCUUAACCGUGGAUAUUGACUGCUUUGAUUAGGUGGGCUGAAUCGCACCACUUGUGCUGUUUUUCUUAUUCUUUUUUAUCAUGAUUCAAGCAUUAGAGUGCCCCCUGAGCCGGCACAGAACACACUAUACACAUGUACAUAAACAUCGUUUUUGUAUGUCUAUAUACUUCAACACAGUUUAUCAUUGCCACGGCUACGGUUAUAGGACAUCUUUUUUGUAGGAGUUUGUAUUAUACGAUACUGUUUUUUGGUAACCGUUGUAAAUACUUCGCUUUCCUAUAGAUCCUUAUGGUAAAACACAAAGGCGUAGGACAAAACAAUGAGGCGUUUUCGUGUACAUAGAGAUUUUUUUUUUGCUUUCUUCUCUUGUUGAUGCUGAUACGAAAGGCAACGCCCGUGUUAAUCCGUGUAUAGUUUCUGCUUUGUGUGCGUGUGUGUUAUGCCGUCUGUAGGAUUUGCGAGUGAAAGAAGUUGCCUAUUAUUGGAGACGGUAAGCCCGGUGCUUGCUGUAACGUUGCCUGAAUGCUAUCCCGGUGUACUAGAUAUGAUCAGGCUUAAUGAUUCAUGUUUGUAUGUCAUCGCCGACGCGCAUGCCAAAACAGGAGAAACAAACAGAACUUGCUACAGGAUCGAUGAAAAACGAAACCACACAUGGUGCUGACUGUUACGCGGCGGCCAAUUCAUGGGACAUAUUUAUUUACAUUUUUAUACGGUGUUACUAAAUACUGGACACGAAAUAUACCGGAAGCGAGAUAGCUGUAGAGUUUAAACACAACGGUCCUCACAAUUACGCGUAAUCAAGGAAGAACAACGUGCUGAAUUAAAGAACGGCCGCCGAUUCGGAAACAGCAGUGAAGCGAGCUGUGCACUAUCAGUCUGAGGAAUGCUGUUGAUAAACAAAACGCGAUGAAAAGUAAUGAGGACAACAUACAUUUAUUUGAUAGCAAAAUUUAACUUUUAACGAGUCUUACGUGUGAACGGCAAGCAACCCAAAAGAUAAGAGGUAGAGUUAGACUGAGACUGACAAUGGCAAAAGGCAAUGGCGGAUGAGUCACGAGGUUCGUGAAUGAUAAGCAAAUCUAGCCGUGUAGACGCGUAAUCUACUUGUCAGUUAAUAGAACGACGGCGUGCUGACGUACGUAGCAGCUACAUUUCAAUGGUAUUAUGCGCCUCCCAACUCUCACACACUUAAUUGUUGCUAUCAGAAUUUCUUGUAUUACAGGCAGAUGUAAUAUUUAGCUGAUAAGCUAUGAAAACAAAACUGUUGAUAAUCUCCAGAGGUGUUGAUUCGUCUUCCUGUGGUCCUGGAGGUAUGGCUACGGCACAGAAUCUUUUAGGAACAUUGCUCAAUCAACUAGCCAAACUUCGCGUCCAGGGGUUCAGAAAUUUGCCCAAAUACAGCGCGUGACAUAUCGAUUAGUUUAGCAGCUAGCUAGCAAGACAUGGUGGUCUAUCAAUUAGUUCAUAGCCUAUCAAUUGGAUUAGCAGCUAGCUAGCAAGACUUGGCGAUAGUACAUGGACGUACACAAAUAACAGGAUAAACGGACGCCUAGUGCUGCGUGUAAGACAUUGGUGAUGCAAGAAACAUUGAUAUGCAGCCAGCGUUUCGUCAAGCGAAAGUGUCUUCAUCACGGAAGUAACAUUGCGACAUUAACGUCCACGCAUAGGAAUGUGCGAAUGAUCAAUUAUUGAGACCGAAUUGAGCACUACUCAAAUAGUCCCAGAAGGAAAUCAGACCUCCGAAUAUUCAAAUACUUUCCGAAUAUUCGAGUCGUUUUUACAAAUAUAUGUUACACCGAGUUUUAGCUAUGCUUAUUUAUUAAGGAGUGCUCAACUGCUGCAGUACGUCUUUUAAAUCGUUUUAUUUAUUUUUAGUGUUUAAAUUCAAUUCGUCGAUUACGUUUGUUGUUACCCUGCUUGGUCUUCCUACCGCAGUACGUUUAAAAUUAAAAUAAAUUAGAAUUGAUGCUUACAUAUCAGAAGGCGUAUUCCCUAUUAAAAGCCCGUGUGGUACAUUAGUAACAAAUUAGUAGGCCGGGGGUUCCGCCGCGGUGGUACUGUGGCUGGGGUGCUCGCCUGCUGACCCGAAGUUCGUGGGUUCGACCCUGGCCGCGGCGGUCGCAUUUCGAUGGCAGCGAAAUUCUAGAAGCCCGUGUACUGUGCGAUGUCAGCGCACGUUAAAGAGACGGUCGAAAUUUCUGGAGCCCUACACUACGGCGUCCCUCAUAUGAAAUCACAUCGUGGUUUCGGAACGUUAAACCUCAACAAUUAAUUUAUUAUUAUAAAAUCCGAAUCGAUAUAAGAAGACUGUUUGAUUCGAUAUUUCGAAUUGAUGGAAUGUUCGCACAUCCCUAUCCGUGUACAUUUGCUGGUCGCCGCUGCUACCUGCAAACGGAAGGAACUGGAAAGGAAUUGGGCACUGUUUAUUCAUCUUGCAGAUAACAGCUGCCUACAGCGACACCACGCGACGUCAACCACUUAACCUUUUAAAGCUAACAGGCCAUGGAUGACAAAGAUCCUUUGACGGAAGAUAGAUCCACCAUCAAAAUGUGGGCCAGCCCGAUUGAGACCCCUUAUUCCUAUUUAUACAACUUCUAGUACACACUGUGUUUCCAUCUGUAGUCUCCCAUCAUUACAAUGGACAUCUAGUAUAAGAGAAUGAAGCAUGCAUUUUUUGUAAUUUUAGGUAGCCACAUAACCGAUUGAUGGCCUUAAUUUCGAUUUCUAAGUUAACUAUACAAUCUAUGAUAUAAGUAUUUCACGCAAAGGAAUGCGUGUUGGUUUCAUGUGCCAAAGCUUCUCACAGUUUUACAAAGUGCCGACGAUGUUCAGUGUUUUUUUUUUUAUGUUCUCUAAACACGCCUAUACGCCUGAAGUGCAGACAGACUACAAGGUUGCCAGCAAUUAAGUGCAAAGUUCAAGCGGGCGCGUCUAUAACAUGCCGGACAUUCGCUGGGCCUGAAAUCUUAACUGGGGUAGCAAACGAAAGAUUUUGUGUGAAGUGAGUGGUAUUGAGGGACAUUAUCGAAUAAUUCCACCGCGACAUUGUUGAAUUUCGCCAUCGUGUCCGAUAUGAUUGGGCAAGAGGCAGAUUGGGCCUAUCUGAUUGGCUUAACGAUGCCGCCAUUAUGGAAUUGAUACAACGUGGCAGAAUUAGACGACUUGCUGCUUAUACCGACUGCAUUUGAUUUCCGAGUCAUCGAUUCAACGCACAGAAAACUCGAAAUCGCACUCAGAGCAAAGCUCCAUCUGUGCAGCUUAUAACUUUCAAUCAUGGAACAGCGUUUACCCCCUGCAUCCACUUGCAGAGACCUAAGCUUUGCAUUUGUAGCGAUGAAGUGUCUCGGAACACAAGCUUUCUUGUACAGCUUCCGUUGUUCGUGAUGUUCAGUUAAGAGCUGUACGAAUGCGAGUACUGUUUAUUCGGGCACGUGUACAUGUAGAACGAUGUUUCGUGCCGCCAAGAUGAGGCAAAAGGAAACGGACAAAACUGUUUCCUGACUAGGCCUAUACAUCUCGGUUCAUAAAAGCGUGUUUCCCCGGUGCUAUGUACAAAUAACAAAAAACAACAAGAACGCAACGAAUAAUCCAGACUUAGAGGAAACGUAGUACCAGCCAACAAAGCCAGGCAACGUGACGCUACAAACGAUCUCAGACGAAAAAAAAAAAAGAAAAAGCCUUAUUGUUAUACGACGGUGUGGUUUGUGCUUGCCAGCGUGUUUGUGUGUGUGCGUCAUAUGCUAUUAUACAUAUAAGCCAGUAUAUAUAUAUAUACAUAGCGUUCUGCUUACACUUGUUGUGCCCUUUACCUUUAUUUCCCUGUAAAUAAAAGAUCAUUUUAAUCCUGUU
This is a messenger RNA of Rhipicephalus sanguineus (brown dog tick), 10417 nucleotides long. Its product is annotated as open rectifier potassium channel protein 1. The record is from RefSeq and is a predicted model, not a curated record. Gene Ontology annotation, cellular component: membrane. Gene Ontology annotation, molecular function: potassium ion leak channel activity. Gene Ontology annotation, biological process: potassium ion transmembrane transport; stabilization of membrane potential. NCBI's taxonomy places the organism in Eukaryota, Metazoa, Arthropoda, Arachnida, Ixodida, Ixodidae. The coding region runs from base 2649 to 4199 and encodes 516 amino acids. The transcript has 7 exons.